Maniola jurtina (meadow brown) is the source of this 2386-nucleotide messenger RNA. It is a transcript of the gene m-cup, whose product is annotated as protein fem-1 homolog C. Gene Ontology annotation, cellular component: ubiquitin ligase complex. NCBI's taxonomy places the organism in Eukaryota, Metazoa, Arthropoda, Insecta, Lepidoptera, Nymphalidae. The coding region runs from base 132 to 2126 and encodes 664 amino acids. Gene Ontology annotation, molecular function: protein binding. The record is from RefSeq and is a predicted model, not a curated record. Gene Ontology annotation, biological process: ubiquitin-dependent protein catabolic process. The transcript has 6 exons.
UGUCGCCGAUUGAAAAAUAAAUCGAAUUCCAAAAUGGUCUUUGUUUACCUUUUGUUAUUUUCCACUUCUGUUUGCGAAUAAUUGAUAAUAAUUUCAUAAUAAGAAUCAGUAGCGACAGUAGAUACCGCGCGAUGUGGGAGGAGGCGGCGGGCGUGGGCGCGGACGUGAUCGUGGGCGUGGGCGUGAAGGCGCCGAGCGACGCGAAGCACUGCGACGCGGUGUUCAACGAGCUGAUGCAGGAGUGCAAGCACAGCGCGCCGGGCGCGCGCCUGUCCGCCCGCCUGCGCACCGCGCUCGAGAGGAUGCGGCCGGAGCGGCGGCGCGGCGUGGUGUCGCGCGUGCGCGACGGCUGCGCGCCGCUGUUCGUGGCCAGCCGGCGCGGCAACGUGGAGCUGGUGGAGUAUCUGGUGCACGUGUGCGACGCUGACCUGGAGCAGCGCGGCGUGUACGAGGUGCCGCACGACCGCAGCACGCACACCGUCACGCCGCUGUGGUGCGCCGCCGUCGCAGGUCGGCUGGGCGUGCUGCGCGCGCUGGCGGACGCGGGCGCGCAGCUGGACGCCAGCAGCGACAGCGGCUCCACGCCCGUGCGCUCCGCCUGCUUCAUGACGCACGUGGACGUGGUGCGCGAGCUGCUGGCGCGCGGCGCCGACCUGCACCGGCCCAACCACACGGGCGGCACGUGCCUCAUCAACGCCGUGCAGUCCGUGCCGCUGUGCGCGCUGCUGCUGGCGCACGGCGCGCGCGUGGACGCGCAGGACCUGCAGCGCAAGACGGCGCUGCACUACGCGGCGCAGGAGCACCGCCUGGACACCGCGCGCCUGCUGCUCGACCACGGCGCCGACGCCUCGCUGCGCUCGCGCGCCGGCGACGACGCGCUGCGCACCGCCGCGCUCAAGGGCGCCGCGCAGGUGGUGGCGCUGCUGCUGGCGCGGGAGCCGGCGGACGCGGCGCGCGCGGCCGACGCGCUGGAGCUGCUGGGCGCCACGCAGCUCGACGAGUUCAACGAUGCGGCCGCGGCGCUGCAGGCGUGGCGCCGCGCCACCGCGCUGCGGGCCGCGCACCGCGCCGCCAAGACGGGGCACGUGGAGGCGGCGCGCGCGCUGGCGGACGCGGCGCUGGGCGGCGCGCGCGAGUGGCAGACGCUGGCGGAGCUGGCUGCGCUGGCGGGCGACGCGGACGCGCUGCGCACGCAGGCGCUGCUGGUGGCGGCGCGCGUGCUGGGCGCGCAGCACAAGGACACGGUGUUCCGGCUGAUGUACCGCGGCGCGGCGCACGCGGACGCGUUCCGCUACCAGCGCUGCAUCGAGCUGUGGAGCUGGGCGCUGCGCGUGCGCAUCGAGCGCGACACGCUGCUGUACGCCGACACGUGCCACACGGCCAGCGCGCUCACGCGCCUGCUGCUGGACGCGGGCGGCGGCCGCCUGGAGCGCGCCGGCGACCUGCCGCGCCACGCGGACGUGCUGCGCGUCUUCACGCUGCUGGCGGACCAUCUGCCCGAGUGUCGCGCGGCGCUGGUGCCGCGGCCGGUGCACAAGAAGCAGGCGGAGACGUUCGACCGCGCGCUGCGCUGCGUCACGCACCUGCUGCACCUGCUGCUGCAGACCGCGCCCGACGACGAGGCGAGCCGGGAGCGCGUCACGACACAGGUGGCGCGCCUGGUGGCGGCCGACGUGCGCAGCGCGCACACGGGCGACUCGCUGCUGCACCUGUGCGCGUCGCGCCUCAACGUGGUGCGCUCCACGUACUUCGCGGACGAGCUGGGCGCGCCGCCCGUGUUCCCGUCCGCGCGCGUCGUGCGCCUGCUGCUGCGCGCCGGCGCCGACGCGCGCGCGCGCAACGAGGCGCGCUCCACGCCGCUGCACGUCGCCGCAAUACCUUACAACUUCUCCACGGAGCUGGUGAGCGUGCUGCUGGCGGGCGGCGCGCACCUCGACCAGCCCAACAAGUUCGGCGACUCGGCCGCCGAGCUCGUGCCGCUCAACCGCGGCUCGCGCGUGUGCGUCCUGCGGCACGUGUCGCUCGCGUGCCUCGCCGCGCGCGCCGUGCUGGCCAGCCGCCGCGCCGUGCCCGCGGACGCGCUGCCGGCCACGCUGCACGCCUUCCUCGACCUGCACCGCGCCUGAGCGCAUAGUCGCGCUACUGACUCGCGUCACAGCGCUGCAUCGCACAGCACAGCACAGCGCUGCACAGCACAGCGCUGCACAUGCUGCGCCGAGCCAGUGUGCUGACUGAGUGGGUGUUUGGGCGGGAGAUUAAAUUUUCAAUUAGUCUAAAUUAAAAAAUGUUUCAAUUAUUAAAUUAGAUAGGUUAUAUAAUUAAUUACGUAUUUACAUUACAGGUAAUAAUGUUAGAUUGAAUGAAUAAUAUAAGCUUACGAAACACA